This is a messenger RNA of Ochotona curzoniae (black-lipped pika), 3368 nucleotides long. RefSeq names its product dynein axonemal assembly factor 8 (gene DNAAF8). The record is from RefSeq and is a predicted model, not a curated record. Bases 652 to 2193 code for a protein of 513 amino acids. Gene Ontology annotation, cellular component: dynein axonemal particle. The transcript has 8 exons. Gene Ontology annotation, molecular function: dynein complex binding. Lineage: Eukaryota; Metazoa; Chordata; Mammalia; Lagomorpha; Ochotonidae.
GCUGGGCUGUGAGCCUUCAGGAUCUGGUCGGUCCUCACCACACGUUGCCGGGAGUGACACCUGUUUCCCCUCAGCCAUGAGCCUUCCCUCCACAAGUUAGACCCUGCUGGUCCUCGUGAGACCCUGUUCCAGACUUUGGUCCUACAGUGCCAGCACCCCUCUCCGCGUUCCUAAAACAACUGCCUGUUCCCCAGGGUCCAGGUGCCCCACUAGUGGGGCAAGAGCAUCUGAGUGGCAGCUGCAAACACAGGACCACAAAGGGGCCUGGAGCAGUGCUGGAAGAGGGCUUGAAAUUCCCCCUUCCCUUUCCCAUGCCGUCUUUUCCUUUGACACUCCUCUCCAUGUCUAGAAAACGGAGAUAUUAUGUUUUAUGGGGUGUCUGGGUAUCAUGACACACCACACACGUGUACACAUGCAUGAUUGCUAUGUCCAUGUAUGCUGCACACACAAGGUCAUUGUGUACAUGACACACAGAGACACGCACGGUCCCUGGCUCUGUAAGCUUACGGAACCGUGAUGGCAGCUGCUCUCUCUACCACCUGUCACCCCAGCAGUACUCACCUUGAUUCUGCCUGCCACACCCCCUGCCCUGUGCUCCACAGGGCUCCUAGGAUGAGAGCACGCUGAAGCAAGCCGUAAGCCUGGGCCACCAUGGCAUCCAGAGACCUAACACCCUCGCUGGGCUCCCCCUGGGACGCCAUCCUACAGGCUGUCAGAGACCAGCUUCCAUCCCUGGACUCAGACUCCUCCUCGUUGGAUAGUGGGGAAGAGGAGUUGUUCGUCUUCCAGCGAAAUGAAACUGUCCUCAUUCCAGACCUGUCAGAGGAGCUGGCAGAAGACCUGGCCGACGAUGUCAAGUUUGGGGCCUGGGUCCCUGCGGCUGAAGGUUCUCCUUCCCAGGAUGGAACUGAGGCUGCAGUUCUGGUGCCUGUGGAGCAGACCACACAGCCAAGGACUGACUGCAGAGUCAGGACAGAGGACUCAGCCUCUGGGAGAGGGAGAGCUCCAGAGAGCUGUGGUGAGACCAGCUGUCUUCCCGGGACAGCCAGAGAGACUCUCACGCGGCUGGAUGGGGACCUCAGGAGCAAGUCCUUUGACACCACAGGGUCGCAGAGUCGACCCUGGCACAUGCAUGGAGGAGCCAUCCUCCUGCUCCAAGACGGAGACCAAGACACAGAGCCCCAGGGUGCUGCCCCUCCAGACUUUGCAGGCCGCAGGGCCCUGCGCCGAGCCAGGAGGAAAAUGAUUGAGAAGGACAUCCUCCACAAAGUGACCUGGGAUGCCCAGGACCCGACCUGCGGUACCCAGAGCCAACCCCAGGGGGCGCCCUGCGCAGCUGCAGAGUCAGGUCCCCAGCCAGAAGACCCUAUGGGACCUCUGGAAGGGCCACCAGUGCUCUCACUCCAGCAACUGGAAGACUGGGAUUUGGAUUCCAUCCUCCAGAGCCUGUCGGGGCUGGAUGACAGCCAGGGAAGUCGCACACCUGGGACUGUGUGGUGGACAGCUGACCUCUCCCAAUGCCAAGAGCAUACUGUGUUAAGAGGCCAGGACAGGCUCAUGGAGCAGCUGGCACUGCUGAGUGCUGCCCAGUCCAGAGCCACCACGUCUGCCCGGAGGACGCCUGCUGUCACCCCUCAAGACGCUGGAAGCAGGUCUCAGUCCAUACAGAAGCAGCUCAGGAGCCCCCGCAUUCCUCAUGGCAGGUGUGCUUUGACCAAGUCAGGCUUCCAGGCUGAGCCAGACAAGAAGGGAGCUGAGGGCCGAUGGCUGAAGGCGGAGCCCCCCACCAUCUUCAUCGACCUGCGGCAAGCAGGGCCACCUGGCCACCACUUCUCCCCAGAAAGCUCCAGUCACAGUUCCUCUGACAGCGAGGAGGAAGAGGAAGAGGAGACUCGGGGAAACCAGCAGGGCCCUGCAGCAUUGAGGGCCUGCACCGGGAAGAGUCAACUUCUCCAACAGCUCAGGGCAUUCCGCAAGGGGACAGCUCAGUCCCAACUGCCUGCCAAGGACAGCUGCGGGGGACAGAAGGUCCAGGCCCCUGAAGAUCUGGCCCAAUCAGGAGCUGAGAAGAAACAUGAAAAACUCUGGCCUGAGGGGCAGGGUGCCCAGACCAAACCCCUAGGAGGACAGUCCCAGGCCCCCGGGCCAGGGACAGCCAGGGAGCCACUGGUACCACCCCUCGGCCAACCAUAGAAGGGUCUCAGAAGCAGGUCAGGCAGUCUCCCCAUGGAUGCAGGUCCUGAUGGGUGACUGUGGCCUGUCGCUCAGCCCUAUUAGAGUUCAGUGACAACAUCUGCACGCAUGUAGAACAUAUGUAAACACAGACUCACAAAGCACAACAAACCUGGAAGCAAAAUGGCACCAACCCCAGAAAGAGACGGGAGGAGAGAUGGGGCGGCUGCCAUGCUGCCUUCCACCAAGACCUUCCACCCCUAUCCACUUCCUCUCUCUCCUGAGAUGGGCAUGUUACUUCUGUCACACACGUGGCUCUCUGGGAGACCUCGGCUUGAAGGUUCCUCAGUGCACACCCAACCAGCUGCUUGGAAGUUGGGGUGGCAGCAGAAACUUCCUGAUAAAGCAUAAAGACACACAGAGGUCACAGGACUUGCUGGGUGUGUACACUAAAAGUUAGAAACCUCGUUGCUAACAAUGUAACCAGGGAGGGGUGGCCGGCUGGCAGGCCAAACCCCAUGGGGGCACCCACUUUCCCUCGGCAGUUACCCUAAAGCCUGACCCCUGGUCCCUCUGUUUUAGAAUCAUUCAUUGGUCCUGAGUAACUCCCUCCUUUUGCCACAAGUCUCCAGCAUGCCAUGCUCUCCUGCCCCAGGGAAGAGCAGAAAAGCAUCACCUUGGGCCCCUACAACAUGGGUGCAGGCAGCAGGACUGGGAGCCUGGCAGGACACUGUGGUGUUCAGCUGGGGUCACAGCUGGCUGUCAUGCCACUGAGGCUGGGCAAGGGUCUCUGCAUCAAGACCAGUGACAACAUCAAACAACCCCAGAUGCAGGCCGCCAGUGAUACGGUCAUGGCUUCUCUUCAGCACCACCCUCAUCUGUCCCCUGGGACCCUGGCACCAACCCCAUCGCCACCGGGAGCAGUGUUUCCAACAGAAGACACAGCAGACAUGCUAUCACUGUGGCCUCGGCCUGCGGCAUACCAGCUCCUGUCACUGGGGAGCCUCCACUUGCACACAGCCUCUGCUGUGGCAGCUUAGCCCUCAGCCCAUGCUGGUUUUUCCUGUAACUCUACUUCUUCCUCUUUCUGCCCCUUCCAGUGCCACUUGGUUCAAUCAGAAUGUUUCACAAAACAUUGCGAAAAAUAAACUGUUCUGAGUUCACCUCUGCCUAUGAAUCCAUGCCUUAGAGGCCAG